AGCAUCGUCAACGCAUAGCAUCGUCAACGCAUAGCAUCGUCUUCAUCGCAUCGCUUCAAUCAUCGCCUCGUCUCCCCUACAGAUUCCUAGAAAUCCAUGCUCCACAUCUCUGAGGAAGAGAGACAAUCCGUCUCCAAAGUGAACGAAUGGCUCAAGUCUGAGCAGCAAGAAUUUCCCAACCCCGUAUACCCAUCCAUGGAGUCAUCCAAGAGAUCGUCCUCCAAGCAUCUUGGAACAAUCUUUCAGCUCAUGGAAGAAGCAGAGUCAGAGACAGCUCCAAAAUUUGACUUUCUCGCCAUCAGCCCUGAGGAGCACUCCGAUUCUGAGGCUACCUUGUCCUCCCUGCUUGGUCGUACCUUAAGCUGGACUGGGAAUUCUGCGAGAGGAUCACAGUAUAGUGUCGACAUCGCAACACAGCAUGGCAAGAUGUCCAGUUUAGAUCUGACAGGAAUGCUUGGGGUAGCAGUUGAAGGCUUGCUGCUUGGAACCUCCGUCGGAAAUGCUGAAGAGGAGUGUGAGCGAGGUUCGAAAGCCGACGAGCAUGAAUGGGAGGCGAAGGCAAAGCAGGCUUCUUGCCGAGCUCGCAGAAUGGGCAUGACAGGUAGAGCCCACACUGGUUAUAUCUAUACAAUGUGACCAAAAUACGUCUCCUUCAGCUGUAAGCGACCAAGUCAGACGAUCUCGUGAUGAGUUGAAGCUUACCCUGUUGUUGUUUAACUUUGUUGUGUUAAGUUUAUUCUUCUCCUUGAAAAUGUUGUGCUUGUUGUCCACAUCAAUUGC
Molecule: messenger RNA, 780 nt
Organism: Guillardia theta CCMP2712
Lineage: Eukaryota; Cryptophyceae; Pyrenomonadales; Geminigeraceae
Exons: 1
Coding region: 97-636 (179 amino acids)
Source: RefSeq, a predicted model, not a curated record